AUGCCUGCACAUGCUCUAUACUUUACAGUCUAUGAAAAGACGAAGUCCUACAACGUGUUUAAGGGAUUCCUUACUGGGAAUACCGCGGGUCAUUCGAAUACACUAGCAUACGGUGCCGCUGGAGCUGUUGCGACACUUAUUCACGAUGCC
Strongylus vulgaris is the source of this 150-nucleotide messenger RNA. NCBI's taxonomy places the organism in Eukaryota, Metazoa, Nematoda, Chromadorea, Rhabditida, Strongylidae. The record is from the annotation of a GenBank genome assembly.